AUGCGUACUGGAAACUUCGCUCCAAGUCACCGAAAUUGUGCUCAACGAGCGUUGCUUACUUCGCACGUCCGUGAAUUGUCAAGUGCUACGAGCGUUGAACCGCGAGCUGAGCAAGAAGGCCGUGGAACAGAAGGCACUGUCGCAGAAGCUCUCGUUUCUCGGCCGUCAAUCCCCGCUCGUGUAAACCAAGGCCUCAGCACACUGGGUAGUGUGACAGAAGCACGCGACGGCGAGAAGUCCGGUAAGGCGGAAUCUAUGAAAGAAGCCUCUCCUGGCGUGCAAGCCGCUUCAGUCUUGCAACCUCCAGAAGAGCCAGGACCUUACGAUUGUUGCGGUAACGGCUGUGAGACCUGUGUAUGGGUUGCGUAUGCUGAGAAGCUCGCAGCGUAUGAGGAAAGCUUGAGAAAAGCUUCUAUUGCAUCCAAGGACGAUGACCACCCGUGA
Molecule: messenger RNA, 444 nt
Organism: Cyanidioschyzon merolae strain 10D
Lineage: Eukaryota; Rhodophyta; Bangiophyceae; Cyanidiales; Cyanidiaceae
Exons: 1
Coding region: 1-444 (147 amino acids)
Source: RefSeq, a predicted model, not a curated record